Molecule: messenger RNA, 2328 nt
Organism: Ananas comosus (pineapple)
Lineage: Eukaryota; Viridiplantae; Streptophyta; Magnoliopsida; Poales; Bromeliaceae
Product: transcription factor MYB124-like
Exons: 12
Coding region: 275-1714 (479 amino acids)
Biological process (GO): regulation of DNA-templated transcription
Cellular component (GO): nucleus
Molecular function (GO): RNA polymerase II cis-regulatory region sequence-specific DNA binding; DNA-binding transcription factor activity, RNA polymerase II-specific
Source: RefSeq, a predicted model, not a curated record
UUCGUUUCUACUGCUCUUCUAUUCCACCACUCUUUUCGUUUUCAAACCCCUUCGAAUUCGCCCGCCCCCCACCUCUCCCUCCAAAAAAAUAAAACCCUAGGAGGAGGGCGAAAUCGGCCCCUCCCACUCGACCUCCUCAAUCCGGUAAUCGGGGAGCCGAUCCGUGCGUACCUCCGCGUCGAUCGCGCGAUUCCGCGCCCGUCGAGCUCCGUCUCGGCCGGAUCCGUGCGCCGUGGGGCUCGGAUUGCGGUGUCAUGUGGGGAGGAGUGGGGCGAUGGGGACGGGAUCAGAUGUGGCCGCGGACGCGAUGAUCUCCGGUGAUGUAGCCGCGGCGGCGGCGGCGGCGGCGCCUCCGAAGAAGGAGCGACAUAUCGUGACGUGGACUCCCCAGGAGGAUGAUCUGCUUCGAGAGCAAAUCGCCCUUCACGGAACUGAUAAUUGGACGAGUAUUGCAGCUCAAUUUAAGGACAAGACCAGUAGGCAGUGCAGGAGAAGGUGGUAUACUUACUUAAAUUCCGAGUGUAAGAAAGGCGGGUGGUCGACGGAGGAGGACAUGCUCUUGUGUGAGGCUCAGAAGAUCUUUGGCAACAGAUGGACUGAGAUAGCAAAAGUAGUCACUGGCAGAACAGAUAACGCAGUUAAGAACCGGUUUUCUACGCUUUGCAAGAAACGAGCCAAGCAUGAGGCCUUGUACAGGGAGAACAAUGGGACAUGCGUCGAUACAAAUAGUAAGGGUGUAUUAAUUCAUAAUGCAUGCCUUGCAGCUGGGACAGGGGAGUCCUCUGUACCCACUAAGCAGAUGAGGUACCAUAUCUCAGAAUAUACGGAGAAUACAAUAACAAGUGAGAGAUUAUUAGGGCAACACCAAAGGGAGGAAGAUCAAUUAAUAAGGCCACCUCUAGCAGUGCUUGUUCAAAAUUUUGACAAUGUGAAUGGCUCAAACACUCAAUCUCAUGUUGAUAAAAGCAUAAAAUAUCCAGUAAAUGAUGAGGGUACAGUUUCAAGCAUCAAGUCCCAAGGUAUUUUUCUCAAGCGGGAUGACCCAAAACUAGCUACCUUGUUGCAACAAGCAGAAUUGCUUAGUUCCCUUGCCCUAAAAGUGAAUGCUGAAGAUACCAACCAAAGUCUCGAUGAUGCCUGGAAGGAGCUCCAAGAUUACUUGAUCCAAACUGAAGAGAGUGGAGCACUUAAAAGGAAAAUGUCAGGAGUGGCUUCUAUAUUAGAUGAUUUUAAAGAAUUGAUCGAGGAUCUAAAAUGCAGUAAAGAAGAAGAUCAGCAGUCACUCAGAAAUAUGAGCAGGCAAACUAAUUCAAACGAAGACUCUCUGAGAUGUUCAGAAUAUAGCACUGAAUUCAGCCCUCAAAAGAAUGUUUCUGGAAAUACAAGUGAACUGAAGAAUGAGGAUUUUCCUCCAAAUGACAGUUUAAUUGCCAAUGUUCUUCACGAAGAUGCCUCUUGUUCCAGCGCUGAACCUUGUCCAGUAGGAGCUUUGCCAUCAUCAGAGAAUGCUUGUAGUUUAUCAAAUAUGGAGUUUGAUUCUCCUGCUCAGACGGUUCAACCCUUUCACUCCUAUGCAGAAGAGAUUCCGACCCCACAAUUUACAGCAAGUGAGAGGCAUUUCCUGUUGACCGUGCUCGGAUCCUCGUCGCCGGCUUCCAACCCUAACUGCUCUCAGCGGCCUUCCUGCAAAAGGGUUCUUCUUGAUAGCCUUUAGCACUGAAGGUUUUAAAUUCCCUUUGGGUAAUUCUAUACUUUAUAGUUCCUUUGUCAUAAUCUUCUUCUACGUUAGUAAUAUCCUAUUUGUGUGUUCUUCUUUGAUCAAUUUUCAUUCCAGAUUCUUCCAUCCAGUUUACUAGAAUGAAUUCCAGGUCUACAUAAGAAGAAACCAGAGUCUAUUCUUCUUUGUCGAGUCUACCUUGUGUGUGUUUACCCGUUGGUUUUCAGCUUACUAGACCUUAUGUCCUAAGUUCUAUUUUUGUUUUCGAGUUUAGAUUUAGCCUUCCUUACUGGUUUGGUUUGUCCACAGCUGUAUAUAGUCUGCAUUAUAAGUCAUAAUGUAGCAUACAACCCGCAUUUUUCAAAAAGCUAUAUGGAUCAAAGAGUUUAGAGUUUGGUCCAUGUUGCGAAUCACAGAAUAAGGAGCGUUCGUUUGGUCUAUGUCAUGUCUGUAAUCAUGUAUUCUCGUUUCUCUAUCAUUUGAGGCUGAUUUCAUUUGGUGUGUAAUUUGUAAUUGUUUGGUGUGUAAUUUGUUUCUAUUUAUAUACUCUUGAGGGCUUUUGAUAUAGUUAUGGAAAUGAAAAGCAUAUAUGUUUUCCUUUUUUUUUUUUA